AACCUGAAUCCCAUGGAAAUAUACCAAAUAACUUCCUAUCUUCCUAAUUAACCCCUAAAACUCUCAUGGCAAUUCUUCCACCAUUGCUAUCUUCCUCAACCCCCCUCUGUUUCUCCCAUCAAAAUCCAAACAAAACCCUAAACCCCAAAUCAUGUAACCACCCCAACACCCCAAUCACAACAACCACCCUGAAUUCCAACAAACUUCACACCAAGAAAGCCAUUAAAACUCUAAUUGGAGCUGGGUUUGCCCUAACAUCACCCCUGUUCAUCGGAACAGCUUCCGCUGCAGCCGCAGAGCUGCCAUUGCUUCUGGGUUCGUCUCUGCAACUCACGGAACCUUCCAAUGCUCUGUCACUGCCCACUUGGGCAAUUCAUGUUUCAAGUGUUGUUGAAUGGAUUACGGCAAUGAUAUUAGUAUGGCAAUAUGGGGAGAAAUCUGGAUAUCAAUCUUGGAAGGGGCUUUCAUGGGGUAUGGUGCCGCUGCUUGGUGGAGCGUUUUGCGCAUGCACAUGGCAUUUCUUUUAUAACUCGGAGUCACUGGAGGUUUUGGUUGCUCUCCAAGGGGCGUUGACUGUUAUUGGCAACGCUACAAUGUGCAUAGCUGCGUACCGAAUCUAUAAAUCAACACAGGAAAGCUCCACUGAUGCAUAAGCGUUUGUGUCUAGUUCCAGCAUGCAGUUUUUGCAUAGGUGUUCCAUUUUUUAAAGUAAGUUUGCCUUAAUUUCAUCAUUAUCUUGUAACUAUCUGGCACUCAACAUGAGUUGUGUUUAUAAUUUAGUUAAGGAAAACGACAAAUGAAACAAGAUGUUCAAGUUUUAGGGCUAUUCUUGAGUGUUUGGUA
Molecule: messenger RNA, 843 nt
Organism: Helianthus annuus (common sunflower)
Lineage: Eukaryota; Viridiplantae; Streptophyta; Magnoliopsida; Asterales; Asteraceae
Product: ycf49-like protein
Exons: 4
Coding region: 66-653 (195 amino acids)
Source: RefSeq, a predicted model, not a curated record